AAAUCCUAACCUCAAAUAAUUCCACUUAACCUAAAAUGAAUAUCGGAAAUUUUUUAAUAAAACUCCAAAAAGGCUCUAUAUUAAGUAACUUAUCAAGAAAUUAUGCAUUUAAAAGUAACCUAAAAAUAAAAUGGGUCCGACCAGAAAAAGUGUUAUGUUAUAAACCAGAAAAGAGUGGUGAUUUAGAGCAAAUAUCUAACAUUGAUUUAACAAAGACGCAGAAGAAUUUUAGAAAUUGCAAAGAACUCGAAGAUGCUGACCCCAUAGUAAAGCGAUUAUUCACUUUAAAAUUUGCACCCCACUCAGAAACUGUUUCUGUUUACAUUGAUGAGAUGAAGGGUCGCGUAAAAAGACAUGAUUAUGAUUCGGGCUCGAUAGAAUCGAAAAUCGCGCGAUGGACUGGAGGUAUAAGAGCAAUGCAAGAAGUCAUGGAAAAUCAUCCCAGAAAUAAACGAGUUAAAGUGAAUUUGAAGGAACUAAUUGAUAAAAGAAAAAAGCAUUUAAAAUAUUUGAGACGAUGGGAUUAUAAAAAGUUUGAGUGGUUAUUGGAGAGUCUUAACAUCGUUUAUAAACCUCCUCCAACCGAAUCCCGUUGGGUUACUAGAAAAGAAUCAUUGACUAAACUAACAGAUAUAUAUUGCAAGGAUGUUGUACAGGAUAAACUUAAUGAAUACAAGGCUAUUCUACAAAUUGAGCAACCUUCAUUUUUGGAGGAGAAAAUUCGCACAUUGGAAUUUAUUAAGAAUGAACAGGAAGAGUGUGGGGCUAAAGUUACGGUUAGUCAGGAUGAAAUUGAUGCAGUUAAGAAGCAGUUGGAGGAAUUAAAAUUAAAAAAUGUUAAAGAAGAUAAAGAUGAUUAAUUUAGAAUAAAUUGUAUUAUUUAAAUAUUA
This is a messenger RNA of Onthophagus taurus, 890 nucleotides long. It is a transcript of the gene bonsai, whose product is annotated as 28S ribosomal protein S15, mitochondrial. Lineage: Eukaryota; Metazoa; Arthropoda; Insecta; Coleoptera; Scarabaeidae. The record is from RefSeq and is a predicted model, not a curated record. Gene Ontology annotation, molecular function: RNA binding; structural constituent of ribosome. Gene Ontology annotation, cellular component: ribosome; mitochondrial small ribosomal subunit. Gene Ontology annotation, biological process: mitochondrial translation.